Messenger RNA from Cercopithifilaria johnstoni, 1086 nucleotides. The record is from the annotation of a GenBank genome assembly. Lineage: Eukaryota; Metazoa; Nematoda; Chromadorea; Rhabditida; Onchocercidae.
AUGUCUUUGGUACCAUCGUUGAAGAGAAGCCUUAAUCCGUUAUUACUUGGUCAUUUCCGUACAUAUUUAGGCUCUUUCGAUCCAUUCAUGAAUAAUACCAUCCUUACUCAGCGAAGAGGAGCUGUUCGUGGCAAAACUAAUUUUGUCGUGAAUUUUGUCCCGCAGCAGGAAGCUUGGAUAAUUGAACGCAUGGGAAAAUUUCAUUCUAUUUUAGAUCCUGGAUUUAAUAUUUUACUGCCAUUUCUCGAUCGUAUCAAAUAUGUGCAAGUAAUGAAAGAGUUGGCAAUUGAAGUACCGCAGCAAGGUGCCGUGACGAGUGAUAAUGUGCAAUUGCAAAUUGAUGGAGUUCUGUACCUGCGAGUAGUGGAUCCGUACAAGGCUUCGUAUGGUGUUGAAGAUCCAGAAUAUGCGAUUACACAGCUUGCACAAACAACGAUGCGUUCGGAAGUAGGCAAAAUCAAUCUAGACACAGUAUUUAAGGAACGCGAACAGCUCAACAUCAAUAUUGUCGAGUCGAUAAAUAAAGCAGCUGAGCCUUGGGGAUUGCAAUGCAUGCGAUAUGAAAUUAGGGACAUGACAAUGCCUAUAAAAAUUCAGGAAGCAAUGCAGAUGCAAGUGGAAGCGGAACGGCGGAAACGUGCGGCAAUUCUAGAGUCAGAGGGCAAGCGUGAGGCAGCAAUUAAUAUUGCGGAAGGUGAAAAGCGAGCACGCAUUUUAGCUUCGGAAGCUUCGAUGCAGGAAAAAAUUAACGAAGCUAAGGGCAAGGCAGAAGCCAUUCAGAUAAAUGCACAGGCUCAAGCACUGAGUAUCAAACUGGUUUCGGAAUCGUUAAAUAAAACGGGUGGUUAUGAUGCGGCAGCCUUAUCGGUGGCUGAGAAGUAUGUCACAGCCUUCGGACAAAUAGCUAAGGAUACGAAUACAAUAAUUGUACCAUCUGAUUUGGCUAAUGCAAGCGGUAUGGUUGCUCAGGCACUAACGGUUUAUAAUGAAUUAGCAAAGAAGAAGAUACCGUCCAUGUUUCCAUCGAAACAAGGAGUUAUUGAAACAAAGGAUGAUGGAGAAUUUUCACCACGGCAUAAACAGUAG